Messenger RNA from Peronospora farinosa, 1224 nucleotides. The record is from the annotation of a GenBank genome assembly. NCBI's taxonomy places the organism in Eukaryota, Oomycota, Peronosporomycetes, Peronosporales, Peronosporaceae.
AUGAACGAUUGUAUGCAAGCCGCAUCCAAUUCGGGCAUGUUUGCACUGUGCUCAGAGCCAACGCUGCGUAAGAUCUGCGCGCGCACUAAAGCCGUUACUUACCCGAAGAAUGCCGUUGUGUACCACCAGGGCGACACGCAGACGGAGAUGCUGUUGCUCAAGACCGGCAGCGUAGAGUCCACCAAGAUCAUCGAGGGCCAAGAGCACACGCUUGAAGUCAUGACUAGUGGCGCCGUAAACUCCAAUCAUGCGCUUGUACAAGACCCUGCAGCCGUGACGGUGCGCUGCCUCACGCCUGUGUCGGGCUUUACGCUACAGAGUGUGGCGUUGAACGAGGUGCUGGAGGAUAAGACGGCCUCGCGUGAGGUUAUGCAUAGCCUAAGCAAGGAGAUACGACGACAGGCAUCACUGCUGCAGACGCCGCUGUUCGAGCAGCACGCCAAGCCCACGCCGUACUUUGCCACGUCUGUGGCCGCCUCGAUCGAGUCAUUUUAUCGUAGUGGGAUGAACUCGCUGCUGAAUGCUCGACUCACGGGUCAACCAGUGGCUAAACUCUUUCCAGAAAUGCAUUUGCAGAUUCCUACACGUAUCGUGUACAUUAAUGGCUUUAAGGGAAUUCGUCACCUGCUCGAGAAGAAUGUGAACGCGGACAGUUACGAGUAUCCGCUGUUAGUGCGUCUCACGGAGGCUGUGGCUCCUGGUGUCAUCAUGACGCCUGUGAGUAGUAUGCUGGAAGCCUUUAACGCUGGACACAUGAAUCCAGAAUCGCUGUCGACACGUUGGAUUCGUGGUACGGCGCCACGUAUGCUCCGUGAAGUGAUUUUUGGUGUCGGACUGAACCAGCUAUCGGACUAUUUCGAAGAACGUCUGUCCGUCACAUCAAGCCCUGCGAUGAACAAUGCCUUCGGUAGUAUGAUGGCUGGUGUCGUGUGUGGGUAUCUGUCCCAUGUGCCGCACAACUUGUCCACUAUGAAGCUGAUGCACCCGCAAAAAAGUUACGGCGAGCAUAUGGACGAUUUCAUUCGGCGUGCGGAGGUGCGCGUCCCUACGACGGUGUCUCCUCGUCAACGAUACGUGGCAGCCACGGCGAUGGCAUUGCUGUUUCCGAAGGGUUUGACGGUGCGUACUUCGCAGAUCGUGGGCUCGUUCAUUAUCCUAAACGGCACCAUCAACUCGCUCAAGGAGGUUGACUUCAACACGAUUAAGGGCUACAUGUCGGGCUAG